Messenger RNA from Eucalyptus grandis, 1217 nucleotides. Its product is annotated as probable xyloglucan endotransglucosylase/hydrolase protein 6. Gene Ontology annotation, cellular component: apoplast; cell wall. The record is from RefSeq and is a predicted model, not a curated record. The transcript is spliced from 4 exons. Gene Ontology annotation, molecular function: hydrolase activity, hydrolyzing O-glycosyl compounds; xyloglucan:xyloglucosyl transferase activity. Lineage: Eukaryota; Viridiplantae; Streptophyta; Magnoliopsida; Myrtales; Myrtaceae. Bases 74 to 952 code for a protein of 292 amino acids. Gene Ontology annotation, biological process: xyloglucan metabolic process; cell wall biogenesis.
UCUCUUUUAUGUCACACUCGAUCAACUUGAGUUACUCCCUCUCCUGUCAUUAUCCUUCUCCCUGGCUUCAGUCAUGUAUCCUCAGCGACCUCUCGAUCUCGUGAUGCUAGCUGCCUUCUGCGUUCUGGCGUGCUCUCCUCUGGUUUUGGUCUUGGGUCGACCAGCGACUUUUCUCCAAGACUUCCGUGUUACUUGGGCGGAUUCUCACAUCAGGCAAAUCAAUGGAGGAGAGGCCAUUCAACUCAUUCUCGACCAAAAUUCAGGAUGUGGAUUUGCUUCGAAACGCCAGUACUUGUUUGGACGUGUGAGCAUGAAGAUCAAGCUCGUCCCUGGAGACUCUGCCGGAACCGUCACGGCCUUUUACAUGAACUCGAACACGGACAACGUACGGGACGAGCUGGACUUCGAGUUCUUGGGGAAUCGAACCGGCCAACCCUACACGGUCCAGACCAACGUGUACGCUCACGGGAAGGGCGACCGAGAGCAGAGGGUCAACCUCUGGUUCGACCCGGCCGCGGACUUCCACACCUAUACCAUCCUCUGGAACCACCACCAUGUCGUAUUCUAUGUAGAUGAUGUGCCCAUAAGAGUGUUCAAGAACAAUGAGGCCAGGAGACUGCCAUAUCCAACAUACCAGCCCAUGGGAGUCUACUCCACUUUGUGGGAAGCAGAUGACUGGGCCACAAGAGGAGGGCUUGAGAAGAUCGACUGGUCCAAGGCCCCAUUCUACGCGUACUACAAGGACUUCGACAUCGAGGGCUGCACAGUCCCUGGGCCUGCGAGUUGCGCCUCGAACCCUAGGAACUGGUGGGAGGGCGCUUCGUACCAGCAGCUGAGCGCGAUGGAGGCGAGGCGAUACAGAUGGGUCCGAAUGAACCACAUGAUUUACGACUACUGCGCUGAUCGAUCGAGGUACCCGAUGGUCCCGCCUGAGUGCGAGGCGGGAAUAUAAAGAGAAAUCGUUGCUCCAGAUAACGAUAAAGAAAAAGAAUAUCCAAGCCAAAUAUACGAGAAAAUUAUGCGGUCAAGACAUAUGCUUGGUCCUACUCUUGACAAACUGGGAAAAUCCAAUACGAUGCAUGUAUAAAGAGGGGUUGUGCUUUUAUGUAUUCGAGCCAGGAAAGCUGGCCAAUGUCAAUUUCCGUAUCUUGUAAUUUGUUGUGUAUUUCGUGCAAGAAACUUCAUAAAUAAAAUGUUAAUAUCGUACUUGUGGAUAA